Molecule: messenger RNA, 6758 nt
Organism: Mytilus trossulus (common blue mussel)
Lineage: Eukaryota; Metazoa; Mollusca; Bivalvia; Mytilida; Mytilidae
Exons: 13
Coding region: 108-6668 (2186 amino acids)
Source: RefSeq, a predicted model, not a curated record
CGUCAUAGAUACAAUUGUAACGUCAAACGUUCAUGCGUAGCGACAGACCAGCCAAAACAAAUUAAAUAUGGCUGGCGGCUGCUUUUCUGCGAACUCAAGGUAACAAAAUGGAACAUUUAACACUACAACCGCGCCCAAAAACCACAGAGAAGGAGAAAUGCUUGCCUGCAGGUGAUGGAUUGCCUUUAUGGUCAGAGGUGCCAUUGUAUGCCAAAUUACCAGUAUAUCCAAAUCCAAAAGGGUCUUUCAAAUUGUGCACGACUAGCUUAUGUGAACCGAAACAUAAAACGGCACAAACAGACUUCGACCUCACUGACCCAUACGGCUAUGUUGCAUUCAGUCAAUAUGAACCGUUGCACGAUCCACAUCUACGCAACCAUUUUAAUAUUCCCCAGACGAGGCGACAUUUGGUGCGGAAUGGAUAUCUACACGACGGAAAAGUGGUGUGUGACCUUAAAGAAUUUAACAAAUAUAGACAAUACCUUCGAAAGAUGUUUCUUCUUGAAUUGGCAUACGAGAAACAGAAAAAGCAAUGUAUGGCAGAUUCAAGAAGAAGUGCUUCGAAUGAUCUCCAAGGGAGUUAUACAAAGAAAAGACUAGAGAUGGUACAAAAACGAAUGGAAGAACUUAACAAAAUACGACGUCAAAAAUAUAAAAGAGAGCAUCAGAGUAAAUCAGCGAAACAAAGGAAAAGGCUGGAUGAACUAGACGGAGAAAGGUCAAUAAGAGACGCUAGAAAUAAACAGCGCGAGAGGAAAAGGAAACACACACUCCAACAACACAAGGAGAUGAUUGAAAGAAGAAACCAACUGCUGAUGAGACGGUGGAAAACUCAGGAGCGAGAGCGUCUGCAACGACUCCAAGACGCCAAACAUAAACAGCUGAUGGAACAGAGGCAAAAGAUACAAGAUUCAUGGGAUUCAAGAAAGAGAAGUCAGGAAGAGAAGCUAUCUAGAGAGGCUGAUGCAUUAGUUCGCAUUCAGGAACAAAAAGACAAAAGUAUUGCUGAAAGGGAAAGGCGUGCGACUAUCCAAAGACAAAAACUGCAAGAUAGUUUAGCAAAAAUCAGACAAAAAAUGAAACUGGAACAAGAGGCCGUUGAAAGAAAACACGCACGGCGUCUUGCAGAAAGAUUAGCUCUCGCAGAUAUAAAGAGUAUGGCACGGCGUAAUGCAAAACGACGAAGUCGAAAACCCCAGUUCCUCAGCAUGUGGGGUAUUGUAUCAAGUCUAAGAAGAAUGGAGUUGUAUAACUUGAAAGAGAAGAGAUCAGAAAGAUUUUUACAAAUACUGACUGAUGCUUAUGAUGAGAUAUCAAUUUUCAUUGACGAGACAACAUAUGGAGACGAGUUUGAAGACACGUCUGCCAACGAAGAAGAACAGUUCCAAUUAAAGGCUAGAGAAAUUGUUAUGGAUGUAUACAAUACAGUUAAACAAGAACACUACAGUGAAAUGCUUCCACUUCCAGAUGACGAAGAUUACGAUGGUCAUGAAGAGGGUCAGAUCUCCUUUAGAGGACGGUUAUCUGUGAUUCCACACACAAGUGAUGAAAGCUUAACAACUAGUUUUUAUAAACCAACUGGUGAUCACGAGGUAACACCUGUUCCAUCAAUUUACAAAAUGGAAAAUAUAAAAUUAGAAGAAGCGAAGGAGGCAGAACGCAGAAGACAAGAAGACAUGAAAAUGGCAGAGAGUCUUUUGUUGAGACUUUUAGAUGAUUUAAGUCAGGACAAAUUUAAGAAAGAUGAUAUUGUACAACUGACAACAUAUUGUAUGGAAAUGGUUGAGAAACGUGAUUAUGAAAUUGCAGUUCUGCAAGAUCUUGAGGUCAACGAUUUGAACGAGUAUCAAGUGUCCGGUCUCGCAGACAAUUUAGUUAAGUUUACCUUAGAGAGGUUGCUAGAUGAUUUGAAAAGAGGACAACUUAGCAAAGAAGACCUGACAAAGUUAACGCUGUCUAUCAUUGGCAGUGAUAGUUUCGACAUGGAAGAGUCCAUGGACAAAGCAAUCGAUAAAUUUGUGGAAGAUACCUUACAAGACAUUGUUCAAGAUGCAGAUCUACAUGUAGAAUCUCCUACCAAUGAUGCAAUGCUAGACGACUUCAUCAUUAGAACACUACAAACACUGGCAGAUGAUGUUGAAAAUGGUCGUCUAUCCAAAGAGAUGAUUGAAGACAUGCUUAAUUUAAUGAACGCUGAGGUCAGCUCCAAUGUUACACAUGAGUCUACAGAUACAAAUUUUAAGUCAAUUUUACAAAGGAUUAUAGAAGACCUUGAAAACCAAAAAGGUGAAUCACUAUAUCGUGUUGUACAUGCUUUCGUUUCAUCGUAUAUGUCAUUUAAAGAAUCUUCGCAAGAAUCUUUAAGCGAUCUUGUUAAUAUUGUGAUUAAUAGAAUAACUACAGAACUGAGUGGAGAAACGAAGGAAUUAGAGACACUUACACAACUGGCUAAAACAAUGUCCGCACAAUCUCUAACGACAGCACAGAUGUCUAGCAUAGCAAAUAAUGUUAUUGCAACCUUGGACGAAGAAGGUAGACCGUUAACUGAAAUAGCAAGAUUGGUUGUAGAGGAUGCAAUUGAACGAGCAAAAGCAAAGAUAAUUGGAGCCCCUAGCAAUGAACUAACACUGAUAGCAACGACACUAACAUCAUCAAUAAACGACGUCUUGAGAGAAUCAAACACAAACCUUGAAGAAAAAGAUAUCCCAUUUGCCCACAAUGUCUCAAUGUUUGUAACAGAUGUAUUGAAGGUCGUUUACACGAAUUUGCAGAAAGGUUAUUUUAAUGAGUCUGACGUAGCUGAUAUGGUGACCAAUGUUCAGCGGAUUAUCGAUUCAAGAGAAGAUAAGCACGCAGUUUUGACCAAUCAUAUAAAAUAUCUUCUCGCAGACUUAGACGCUGGUCUUCUUGACUCAAAAGAUCUUGAAGAGAUCGGACAAGAAUUGAUCUAUUGUGGGAAAAAAAUGACGGACAGAUCUUCAAGUAUGGAAAGGAGGACGCCUUCACUGACAAGCACAGCUGUAGCAAAUAAUCUUAUCGAACAUCUAUUGGAGUCUUUGCAGGUCGAAUUUGAAAAAGGAAAUGUUGAGAAAGAGGCGUUGAAAGAAUUAGCAUUAUGCAUAUUGCAGUCAACAUCAUCAACAAUCUCUCUGGCAGCUUCCAAUGACUCUAAGAUAGCAGAGGAUGUCGUACGAUCUGCACUGGGUCAAAUUAUGGAGGAGAUCGACGAAGGAAAGUUGAACAGAAUGACAUUAGUUUCCAUGGCGAGUUCUGCUGUUUCGAUAUUUUCUGAGGAGUUUGAUAGAAAGGAAACCUUAAACACAAUUAUGCGUAAUAUUAUUUCAAAAUUAAGAGAAGACAAGAUUUCACUGCAGGAAGUGAGAGCAAUUUUUCGAGUUAUUCUACGUAAAUAUCAGUAUGACCACAGUGUUAUGUUCCCAAGAGAGGUACCAACAUCAGCCGAUUCAGAACUUGCCGAAUCUUUGAUAAGAGAAACUAUCAUCAAAAUUGAUAGGGACUUAAGAUCUGGUCACUUUAGUGAAGAUGAUUUACUAUUAUUUGCAGAAGAAAGCAAACGAUCACGUGGCAAGAAAAUUGGAGAAAUGCCAGAUGAUAUCGUAAAUUUGGUGUCAUCAAUCAUCAAACAUUUACAGUCUAAAGUAACAGAAAGUACCGAUGCCAGCGAAGUUAUAAGGUUUUUAAGAACAGUUGAUACAGAAAAUUGUGACAAUAUAAAAACAAAUGCUGAAGUAAAUCAAUCUCUAAAUCGUAUUCUUGAAGAAAUAACCAGCAGCAGAAACUCAUCCAGUUACCUAAAGAGAAUACUCCGACAUUUUGUAUCACACGUUGGCACACACGAUGAUAUUUUGGCGGUUGGUGGUAUUCUUCAGACUAUGAAUGUUGGUGUUUUAUCAAACUUCGUUAAAAUAACAGUAGCAGAUGUUUUAAGUGACGUUAGAAAAAGUAGGAUGAAGUCAGCAGGACUUACCCUAGACAUGUCUCAUUCAGAUACAGGAAUGUUAAUGAAAACAGCGUCGUCAAUGGUAGCCAAUAGAUUGGUUCAACAGCUUUUAACCAGAGUUGAAAGAACUGUUUUGAGUGGUAAGCCACUAGCUUCAGACACUGAGCUAGAAUCAGAAGGUUCAGAAGAAAAAGAUCGACAACGAGGUCCUUCAUUUGCAAGCUUUGAAAACGAUCUUCUAUGCAGAAUAUCCUCUAAUGAGAUUGGAACUCACAUUCUUGAAACCUUGAACAACAUUAUUUCUAACAUGCGACUGGAUAGAUCUGUUGAUAGGAUAAGUAAUAUAGCAGGAGAAGGGUACGAAAACGCUCAGAAAAGGAUAUCUUCAGGCGUAAUAGAGGAUUUCGUUCUGGAAACUUUACAAGAUAUUGUUGAAAACAUGCAGGACCAAAUGUCUUACGCUGACAUGCGUGACAUACAGGGAAUAACAAACGAUGCUAGUCAAACUUCUAUUUUUGUAAUGGAUGUUAUGAACAAUAUACUUAAGGAUAUGGCGGAAACGAUAAGAGAAAAAGAAGAAGACAACAAAAAACUGGCUGUUACAAACUCGGACUCCAUAAAAGGUACAUCGACUAUUUCACUAGAAGCUGAGGCUGUAGUAGUUGAAGCUCUUCAUAACAUAGUCAGAGAUUUCGUUGGUGAAAGUGAUGCAGAACAAAUGACAAUGAAUAGUUUCAACUUUGACGGCAAAGGUACUAAGCAAUAUGUGAUUGGUACUCUUCAAAAUAUAAAAAGAGAUUUUGGAGAUCCAAAUAAUAAACAUGUGAGAAAUGCAGUCACUGAUAUUAUUCAGACCACAGUGGAGGACGCCGAACGAUCUAAGGACUCGGAUCACAAUAUUGACAACUUUGUAGAAAAUACAAUUGAUAUGAUCAUUGAAACAUUAGAAAACAACAAGCUUAGAACAAAUGACCCAGUCCGACGAGGUGCAUCUCAGUCUUCUGUAGAAUCGGAAGUGGCUCUUGAUUUGUUAGUUAUACCAAGUGGGGUGAGCGAAUCAAUGUUGCUGGAUGGACGUACCAUGAGUUUGCAGAAAAUGGCCGAAAUGACAACUCGCAUGCUGAGGAUGUAUGAUGAAAACGUUCAGAGCACUCGAGGCUCAAAGCAAGAAAUUGUUGGUGAAAUACCUGGCGAAAAAGUCGUUGAGCUGUUAACCGAAGCAGUUUCAAAAACCUUGUCGAACGUAGAAAGCGGUAAAUUAUCUGAAAAAGAGGUUCAUGAGCUAGCAACUGCCCUUUCUGAGCGUUAUCCAGUGGCAACUCUGAAUGAACAAGACAAUUCACUAACUAUCUCUAAAUCGUCCGCUAGUGAUGAAAAAACUGUUGAGGACUUUGUCGUGGCCACUCUUGAAAAAGUUAAAGCGGAACUGCAAACUGGUGUGAUAGACGAAGAUAGGUUGAAAAUGGUCGUUCAAAGUAUGACCGAUAUGCACAAUGGGUCAAAGGAAACGAACGAUAUUAUUCAGCACGCUUCUGUAACAUCCGUUCCAUCAGAGAUCAUUACAAAGCUGGUAAAAAAUGUCUUAUCAAACAUUGCCAGUUCAUUCUCUGACAAUGAUAUUGUCAUACAUGAGGACGGUAGAAAGAAACAGGGUUCGAUAAAAUCUCUGUCUUCUGAAGGUAGUAGCAAAUCCAACAAACCAAACGAUAGGAAAGCCAAUAUCAAUCCAAAUGCAGCCAAAUGUCGUUUAUCUGCACUGUCAAGUGACAGAGUAAAUACGCCUUUGAAGACUACACCAGUGCCAAUAUUGCAUUCAUAUUGUGAAAUAAGAGACAAACCACUUGACAACAAAGAAUAUGGUAUGAUGCAGUCAGUUCCUAGUAAUAAUUACUCUUCUUUUGAAAAAACAGGGAAAUCAAAACCAAUGUGUAUGGUUACUCCACAGAAAUCUGUUAAGACAACUCCAGUGGCAAAUAUAAACAGCAGCAGGCGAAUACGCAUGAAUGCCAAUUCUACUAACGUAUCACCAAUUAACAGACAUGUCGUUUCCAAUGCACGAACUAGUACUCCUGUUCAAAAGGAUAGUCCAUUUCCUAGUCGUCCAAUAUUACCUCAUCAUGUACGAAUUCCUCAUGCAGAUCCCAAACGUCCGGUGCUCAACGAACGCGUGACUAAACAACUUAAAACUAGUUCACGUGAACAUGCUGCAGAGCGACAAGAAACCCCUAAUCGACGCUCAGCAAACGCUAUUAUAGCAGUGCAGUCUCCUAAACGUGCAACAAAUCUGAUAUCCCCAAAAGUACAUAGAAGACAACCAGUUGAACAGAGAUCUGUAUCUGAACAAAGUCAUCAAACUACUACAGUCCCACCCACACAAAAAGAAAGAAACAGAUGUGUUUCUUCAAUGGAAAAAGUUAAGAAGAAAGUCGUACCAACUAACGCAAAAAGGGGUCUGAACAUUGACAAGAAAUCAGCCGCGAAGAAAUCGUCACCCGAAAUUCGAAUACCUUCAGCUUCUUCUGUAGGAGAUAAAAUAUCAACUACGACAAAAAUACCUUCAAAUGAUAUGCAGAAGCCAGUCACAAAAACUGUUCAUACAGAAACGUUGGAGGUCAAAUCUCUUUGUGGAUCCCACAAAACCAAGAUAUCUGUGCGUUCCUCAAACGAUGAUGAAAACCAGUCCUGUAAACGCCAACCGUUUCAUUAAUUUAAUUUGAAAAGUCUGUGUCAGAAUUGGAAGAAGAUUGCCGUUCAAGAAUCAAGUUGUCAAUCAUGAGAAUAAAUAAUAAAAUUUCAA